Messenger RNA from Phycodurus eques (leafy seadragon), 2874 nucleotides. Its product is annotated as LHFPL tetraspan subfamily member 2a protein-like. The coding region runs from base 1238 to 1906 and encodes 222 amino acids. Gene Ontology annotation, cellular component: membrane. NCBI's taxonomy places the organism in Eukaryota, Metazoa, Chordata, Actinopteri, Syngnathiformes, Syngnathidae. The record is from RefSeq and is a predicted model, not a curated record. The transcript is spliced from 3 exons.
UACGUAAACAGUUUACAUUCCUAUGUCUCUAUUAUGUGGGGACAGGACCCAAACACUACAAAACCAAGCCUGCCGUGGUCGAGCGAGUCCCGUAGCUCGUUAGCUCACGGGCUAGCGAACGUAUUGAACAGUUAACUUUCCCUUAAGUGUCACUUUUGUGUGGCGCAUGGAGCAUUGGACGGAUCCAACUUCAGUUGCUUUGCACCACCGUGUUUUAAAAAAACAUAACAAAAGCAUAGCUAACCAGAAGCUGAUCCAAAUAACAUCCCAACAACUAUGUAUAACAAAAUGUAAUCUUGCAGAUUAAUUCAUGGUCACGGAAUUGAUCAAAUCGGAGCAUUUAAAAAAAUGGCCUAUGAAGAGUGAGCCACCAAAAUCAAAUGCUUGGUUACCCCCAACACACACACACACACGCACGCACACACACGCACACCAACAACAACAAAAACACUUAUUAAACUCCAAACAGUCCAAAAGGCUCAGUCCAUAUCCUCCGUGAAUAGCGCUGGUUCGCUGUACUUUAUAUUUACUGUGAAUUUCAAAUUGUACAUCAGUGGCAUCUGACUACCAUUGUUUUACUACAUCCUUUGUACCCUUUCACAACUAACACAAAGUACCUUCAGAUACACUAAUAAAAUCAAAGUGUGAGGUAGUUUUGUUUUUGAAACAUGGACCGCUGGUAUUUGGUCCGUGUGUGUGGUUAAUUACCUUUCCCAGCUGAAAUAUUUUCUAUCAGAAGAGACUUUAUUUUCCCGUGCAUGUGCUUUGGAUGAAUGUAUAACGAUGAUAUGUGAUGACUGUUCCUUAAUGAGUCAUCCCUGCAGAGCAUAGGUGUCCUUAUUACUUCUAAUGUUACAGCUUGUCUGCUGCUGUCAUGCCAAAACAUGUCGUACGAACAGAGCUCACGUUGUAUUGUUAGUACUGGAUUGUUGUUUCUGAUCCAGCUGUCCUCUCUCAUACAUCAGAGAUAAGGGAAGGACUGCAAACUUGUGGAGAGUGGGAGCCGCUGAAGAGGUGUGAGUUCCUGAAUGCACCAUGGAGGAGGGAAGCUGUUUCGGUUCAUUAUAGGGAGCACCAGAAGUGAAACUCUGCUCCGAGAAUUAAAGAAAUACAGGCUAAGCCGGGAAAAUAUUUUCUGAUCUGAUACACUUUGGGAAUCGAAACAACUUAUUUCCACAAAAGGAACAACCCAACAACUGUAAAGUAGUUGAAAAAGUUUGAUUCCAAGAGUGCAACCAUGUGCCAUGUGAUCGUAACUUGCCGCUCCAUGCUCUGGACGCUGCUCAGUAUCCUCGUGGCCUUCGACGAGCUCAUCGCCUUCAUGAGCCCCGACUGGCUGCUGGGAUUCCCCCGCAACGAUUCCAGCGUGAGCCGGGACGGGGUGGAAUCCAGGGAGUACCGGCCCUCUCUGGGCCUCUACAGCCGCUGCCUCCGCCUCGGCACCCGGGGAGGAGGCGUGAGUUGCGGGCCUUACGCCGGGAGCUUCGCCGAGGUGACCAGCGGCUUCUGGCAGGCGGCCAUGUUGUUUUUGGCUGCGGGGAUAUUGGUGCUCGCAGUGGUGGCCUGCGUCUCGAUCUUCAGCAUGUGCUUCCAGAGCAUCCUGAGGAAAAGUAUCUUCAACAUUUGCGGUCUGAUGCAGGCCAUUGCAGGCCUCCUGCUCUUGGUGGGCCUCAUCCUCUACCCUGCCGGUUGGGGUUCCGAGAAGGUGAUCAGCUACUGCGGGGCGGAGGCCUCCCCCUUCAGGCCGGCCCUGUGUUCCCUCGGCUGGGCGUUCUACGCGGCCAUCGGGGGAACCCUGGCGACCUUCCUGUGCGCCGUUUUGUCCGCGCAGGCCGAGAUCGCCACUUCCAGCGACAAGGUGCAGGAGGAGAUAGACGAGGGCAAGAGUCUCAUCUGCGUGCUGUGAUGCCAGACACUCGUCCUGAAUGAAAGGUGCAUGGACUUUUGUUGAGAUGAAAAGCCGGAGGUUUUGUAAUUUUUGUACAGCUGUUUUGCAACCUUACUAAGGCCUGGUUAAUUCUAGAAAAAUAUUUUGCGCAUUUGCUGGCAAAGUGCAGACCACUGAAUCAGACUAGGUACAUCUGCGCAAUCUAAUAGUAUAAGAGCUCUUUCAAAAAAACAAAACAAAAAAACAAACGCAGAUUAAAGGAAAACUAUGAAUAUCAGCACGCCCAAUGUGAACACAAAGCUAAACUGUGAAGUGUGUAUGCGACUGAUGUUAAGUUUUGAGUUACACUGUAAAAGUGGGUUUAAUUGAACAAUAUUAUUCUUGUUGCGUUUACAGUGGAACAUAAUAAAAGGUAGUUUAUAAAGGGCUCUUGUAUUGAAUUUUAAUUGGAUUACAGUACACUAUGCAAGUGUACCUAUUGUGGCCAGUGAGUGAACAGAUUGAGCAAUAAAUCCAUAUCACCUGCAAUGUUAAACAUACCACUGAACACCACACCAUAUGCUUACAGUAGAAUAUAUUACAUCAUUGUAGAAGUCUCUUUCAAGCUAAUAAUGAGAAGUCCCAUUAAUGUGGUCCUCUUUUGUUAGAUGUUUGUACAGAUAGUUCUAUUGCAGAAGUUAAUUUCCUUGAUGUUUGCUCAUAGUGUUAUAGUUCAUGCUGUACCCUAGAUUGUCAUGAUAAGAGCAAUAUUUGCCCACUGCUGUGAUGUAAUGCCACUGUGAUUGCUCUUAUUCAUCGCAGAAGGCAAGGUGUGUGCAAUGAUUUUCUGUGAAAGGGAGCGGAUGAGUGGGAAACCGUAACACAAUGAGUCAAUGUGAUGUGAUGUUUUUUUUUGUUUGUUACAUUAACAUGAUUAGUAUUGUUUUUUUGUGAAUAAAUGAAUUGCUGACGUUAGUGUGGAGACAUACAGUUUGAAUAAAAGUGUU